Bicyclus anynana (squinting bush brown) is the source of this 1176-nucleotide messenger RNA. RefSeq names its product U5 small nuclear ribonucleoprotein 40 kDa protein. Gene Ontology annotation, molecular function: RNA binding; protein binding. Gene Ontology annotation, cellular component: catalytic step 2 spliceosome. Bases 110 to 1159 code for a protein of 349 amino acids. NCBI's taxonomy places the organism in Eukaryota, Metazoa, Arthropoda, Insecta, Lepidoptera, Nymphalidae. The record is from RefSeq and is a predicted model, not a curated record. The transcript has 6 exons.
AACCAAAGUAGUGUACAAUAUAAAAAAAUAUAGAAAGUCAAAACAAACGUUUGUUUUCUUCGCCGAUGUAAGAAAAUAAGAUUAAUUUUAAGAAAAAGGUUGAUGAAUAAUGCCCGAAAUGGAGAUUAAAAGAAGAGGAGAAGAAUAUUCAGUAGUACCAGCAAAGAAAACCCGCCAUGAAGUAUCAGUUAUUGGAACAAGAGAAAAAGCUGUGGUAACCUCAUCCGUACCUAGAACAUCAAAUCUCUACGCUCCAAUCAUGUUGUUGGAGGGCCAUCAGGGUGAGAUAUUCACAGCCAAGUUUCAUCCUGAAGGCAAACAUUUAGCAUCAGCAGGCUUUGACAGGCAAAUAUUUUUAUGGAAUGUGUACGGGCAAUGUGACAAUGUCAUGGUGAUGAAGGGACACACGGGCGCAGUCAUGGAGCUGUGCUUCUCCCCCGACGGCGCACACAUGUACACGGGCGCGACGGAUAACACAGUGGCCGUGUGGGACGUUCCCACCGGCCAGAGGAUCAAGAAACUCAAAGGGCAUGCUAACUUUGUCAACUCUGUCAAUGGAGCGAGACGAGGCCCAGAGUUAAUAGUAUCAGCUUCAGAUGACAAUACCAUAAAACUAUGGGAUGCUAGGAAGAGGAACCCCAUAGCAUCAUUUGACAGUGGCUACCCGGUCACAUCAGUAUUGUUUAAUGACACAGCAGAGAAAAUAAUUUCCGGUGGCAUAGACAAUGUAAUCAAAGUGUGGGACAUUAGGAAUAAUCAAAUAUCUUAUAAGAUUAAAGGACAUACAGACACUAUAACUGGCAUGUCCCUCUCAUACGACGGUUCAUACUUGCUGUCCAACUCCAUGGACAACACGCUGCGGAUCUGGGACGUGCGGCCCUUCGCGCCGUCCGAGCGCUGCGUCAAGCUCAUGUCGGGACACCAGCACAACUUUGAGAAGAACCUGUUGCGAUGUGCUUGGUCCCCCGAUGGCUCCAAGGUGGCGGCGGGCUCGUCGGACCGCUUCCUGUACGUGUGGGACACGACGUCGCGGCGCGUGCUGUACAAGCUGCCGGGCCACCACGGCGCCGUCACCGACGUGCACUUCCACCGCAGCGAGCCCGUGCUGCUGUCCGCCUCCAGCGACAAGACCGUCUACCUGGGCGAGAUCGACAAUUAAACGCUUUAUUAGAUCAA